Messenger RNA from Paralichthys olivaceus (Japanese flounder), 721 nucleotides. Lineage: Eukaryota; Metazoa; Chordata; Actinopteri; Pleuronectiformes; Paralichthyidae. The record is from RefSeq and is a predicted model, not a curated record.
AGAUGGCGCGGCUAUUGUUUCUGAUUAUUCUCUUUGCUCUUCCGUCUCGUGUUGUGCCCAUACAUAAUUCAUCAACUGGAGGCUGUGCCAUCAUCCGGCCUCCCAGGGACGGGGGGAUCCGCUACAGAGGCCUGACACAAGAACAGAUCCGCAGCGUGCAGAUCCUCCCCGUGGAUUAUGAGAUCGAGUACAUUUGCCGAGGAAACCGUGUGAUCGUGGGGCCCAAGGUCAGGAAGUGCUUGCCCAACGGCACAUGGACGGACAUUACCCAGCACAGCAGUUGCUUGCUGCUGUGCCCGAGAGUGUGGACGUCCCUGGAGAACGGCCGGGUGACGCCGCGACCUCCGGGGCCGCCGGUAGAAGGGACGGUGCUGCAUUACAGCUGCCACGCCGGCUUCAUCCUGGAGGGCAGAAACAUCAGCCACUGCACUAAGCUGGGGAAGUGGGAUGCACCUAAACCCACCUGCCUCUAUGACAGAAAUUACACAGGCAAGAAGAAGCUGUACAUCGGAGCCCUGUUCCCCAUGAGCGGCGGCUGGCCCGGCGGACAGGCGUGCAUGCCCUCCGCUCAGAUGGCCCUGGACCUGGUGAACAACCGGAGCGACAUCCUGCCCGACUACGAGCUGGAGCUCAUCCACUACGACAGCAUGGUGAGUGCAUGUGCGUGUGGAGGAGGAGGAGGAGGAGGAGGAGGAGGUGCGCGCUGCAAGUGAUGGAGUCU